UGGUACCAUAGCAGGAUACUCUCCCCCCAGUUGUACAGACUUCAGCUUCCCUAAUUCUCCACAAUUACCAUCCUGGCUGGGAAAUUCCAGGAGUUGAAGUCCAGGCAUCUGGAGAAGAUGAAAUUUAAAGCACAAAAGUCUUCUGAACUGAUCAUUGGAGGUGAUUAAUGUAACAUAAAUGAACAUCGUUUCCUUGUAGCCUUGUAUGAUUAUUGGUCUGGGAGUUUUCUCUGCAGUGGGACUUUGAUCAACGAGGAAUGGGUGCUCACUACUGCACACUGCAACAGGAGAAAUAUCUUAAUGUACCUUGGUGUGCAUGACCGAAAUGUGCAAUUUGACAAUGAGCACAGAAGAUACCCAAAGGAGAAGUACUUAUUUCGCUGUAGCAAAAAGUUUACCAAAUGGGACAAGGACAUCAUGUUGAUCAGGCUGAACAAACCUGUUUGAAACAGUGCACACAUUGCGCCUCUCAGCUUGCCUUCCAGCCUUCCCAUUGUGGGCUCAGUUUGCCGUGUUAUGGGAUGGGGCACAAUCACAUCUCCUGAUGAGACUUAUCCCGAUGUCCCUCAUUGUGCUAACAUUAACCUACUUGAUUAUACGAUGUGUCGAGCAGCUUAUCCAGAGUUGCCGACGAAAGGCAGAACAUUGUGUGCAGGUAUCCUGGAAGGAGGCAAAGAUACAUGUGGUGACUCUGGGGAACCCCUCAUCUGUAAUGGGCAAUUCCAGGGCAUUGUAUCUUGGGGGAGUGAUGUUUGUGGUUACAUACUUGAGCCUGCCCUCUACACCAAGGUCUUCAAUCAUCUUCACUGGAUCCAGAGCAUUAUUGCAGGAAAUAUAGCUUUGACUAGCCCCCGUGAAAACUUUUGAAAAAGUUAAGAGGAGAAAAUGUAACGUAUUAGUACAUCUCUUCUA
Messenger RNA from Crotalus tigris (Tiger rattlesnake), 912 nucleotides. RefSeq names its product thrombin-like enzyme bilineobin. Gene Ontology annotation, biological process: proteolysis. The transcript has 5 exons. NCBI's taxonomy places the organism in Eukaryota, Metazoa, Chordata, Lepidosauria, Squamata, Viperidae. The record is from RefSeq and is a predicted model, not a curated record. Gene Ontology annotation, molecular function: serine-type endopeptidase activity.